CACAGCUUAACGUCUAAGUGAACUUACUUGGAGGUGGCUCAAAAGGGAAAGGAUACAGUUAACGUGAAUGAUUAAUUUGGGAAAUGGAAAAUGGUGCAACGCGAAUCGAGUCGUCUGGUUGGUAUUCUUUAUGAUGUUCCCCAUUUGGUUUUCCAAUUUCUACCUGAUGUUCCAAUGUUUAUUUGAUGGAAGCUGCAAACUUUUCUUCACUUGACCAUCUCCUCUUUAAAUUGGUUUCUGAAAACCGCUUAUUAUCUCCAAGUCCACAGUCCUUGUUUACUUCCAUGUUGAUCAAGUUCAAGAGAAGAGCCUUAUUCUGCAACAUGAUAUAUGGAGUUCUAUAACUAUUACGUCACACAAAGAGGUUUUCCCUUUUACGCUUAGCAUGAGGUUGGAAUGAUUCUUUUUUCAUUCAUGGGGAAACCCAUCAGUGAUUCUUUUCCUCGGAUUCAAGAUAUCCCCCCCGCAACACAGAAGUUUUCGAGAUGGUUCUUCCCUUUUAUGAAGCCUCUGUUGUAGGUGAACUUAAAGCAAGAAUUGCCUCAUGCAAAAUAUUCGAUUAAAGUUCUCUUUGUGGGCAGUUCUUUGAAGCUUCCUGUUUUUUCCUUCCUGAAGAUUUUUCUCGAAACAUUCUGAUAAGUUGCAGAAUGUUGGAAUUCAUCCUGUGGGUUCGAGCAAUUCUGUACACAUGGUGCAAUCUCCUCCUUCAGAGUCCAUACAGGUAUAUCAUGGGCUACAAUAAAGCAGAGAAGCAACCAGUGCGUGUUCUUGUUACUGGUGCAGCAGGGCAAAUAGGUUAUGCUUUGGUGCCUAUGAUUGCUAGAGGAGCUAUGCUUGGUGCUGACCAGCCCGUUAUUCUGCAUCUACUGGACAUUCCACCUGCAGCAGCAGCCCUAAAUGGUGUGAAGAUGGAGUUAGUUGAUGCUGCAUGUCCUCUGGUUAAAGGUGUUGUUGCCACAACGGACGUUGCUGAGGCUUGCAGUGGUGUAAAUAUUGCAGUCAUGGUUGGUGGGUUUCCACGGAAAGUGGGUAUGGAGAGGAAAGAUGUGAUGUCGCGAAAUGUCUCGAUAUACAAGGAUCAGGCUUCAGCUUUAGAGCAGCAUGCAGCUGCAGACUGUAAGGUGCUUGUUGUGGCUAAUCCAGCAAACACCAACGCUUUGAUACUGAAAGAAUUUGCUCCGUCUAUACCGGCGCACAACAUCACCUCCCUCACCCGUCUCGAUCACAACAGAGCUCUCGCACAGAUCUCCGAGCGCCUCAACGUUGACGUCAGUGAUGUGAAGAAUGUGGCGAUAUGGGGGAACCACUCCUCCACUCAGUACCCAGACGCCAACCAUGCUAUUGUCACCACCAACCAGGGAGAAAGGCCCGUUCCAGAGCUUCUUGCAGAUGGUGAAUGGUUGAGGGGAGAAUUCAUAAAGGUGGUGCAAGAGCGUGGUGCUGAAAUCAUCAAAGCGAGGAAGCUGUCGAGCGCCAUGUCUGCUGCUGGUGCUGCUUGUGAUCACAUACGUGAUUGGGUCCUUGGAACCCCUAAGGGGAGAUGGGUGUCCAUGGGAGUCCACUCUGAUGGAUCUUACGGCGUUCCUAGUGGUCUUAUUUAUUCUUUUCCUGUUACUUGUGAGAUGGGGCAAUGGAAUGUCGUGCAAGGCCUCCACAUUGAUGAAUUUUCUCGAGCCAAAAUGGAAGCAACCACCAAAGAACUCUUGGAGGAGAAGGCCCUUGCUUACUCUUGCUUAGCUUAACACACAAAAAGUAAAAAAUUUUAAUAUACAA
Molecule: messenger RNA, 1773 nt
Organism: Nymphaea colorata (pocket water lily)
Lineage: Eukaryota; Viridiplantae; Streptophyta; Magnoliopsida; Nymphaeales; Nymphaeaceae
Product: malate dehydrogenase, cytoplasmic-like
Exons: 7
Coding region: 648-1742 (364 amino acids)
Biological process (GO): tricarboxylic acid cycle; malate metabolic process; oxaloacetate metabolic process
Molecular function (GO): L-malate dehydrogenase (NAD+) activity
Source: RefSeq, a predicted model, not a curated record